Molecule: messenger RNA, 576 nt
Organism: Trichomonas vaginalis G3
Lineage: Eukaryota; Parabasalia; Trichomonadida; Trichomonadidae
Product: organellar and viral DNA polymerase type B
Exons: 1
Coding region: 1-576 (191 amino acids)
Source: RefSeq, a predicted model, not a curated record
AUGUCGAAGAGAAUAAUGUGUGAAGUAUUCUGUACUGCUGAAGAUAUGGGUCUUCAAAUAUUUUACCAGGACUGUGAUAGCAUGCAUAUUUUCAAUGAAGACAUCCCAAAGCUUACAGCAGAGUUUAAGAAGAGAUACGGUCGCGAACUUAUAGGAAAGAACCUUGGUCAAUUUCAUAGCGACUUUGCAGAAAUAACACCUGGAAAACAAAGUUUAGCAUACAAGUCAAUAUUUUGUGGAAAGAAGACCUACAUAGACUUACUCACUAACGAUUUAAAUGAAGUUGCAUUCCAUGCACGUUGCAAAGGUGUCAAACAAGACGUCCUUGCUUUAACAGCUAAUGAAAUGUUUCCUGAAGCUAUACAAUGCUAUUACAAUGAAGAUAAGAACAUUCACAUACCUGUUGGAACAUAUGACAAAGACUAUGAGUUCAGUUUAAUGAAACUUUACAAAGCACUUUAUGACGGUCAAGAGAUUGGAUUUGACUUAUGUAAGUCUUCUAGUCCUUGCUUUGCUGAAAAGUUUAACUUUUCUAUUCAGACUAAGACUUCAUUCAUAAGAAAGCUUAAGUUCUGA